AUGUCUUACACAAGCCUUGUUCUUCUCAGCUUAUAUCUUCUAGUCAAUGUUGCUAUAAAUGCACAACUAGUAAGUGAUAUACAAGAAGAUGAUUUGAAUAGCCAACAAGAAAUAUUACUUAACAGCGGAAAAUUUGAGGGUGAUAUUCUUCUAUCGGCAACACGUAAUGGACUUAAAAACCCAAUAUUUAGGUGGCCUAACAAAGUAGUACCUUACGUAUUGGAUAGCUCCUAUACUCCACAACAAGCCAGAUGGAUACAUCAAGUAGUCCAAGAAAUUGGUAAAAGAACUUGUGUUCAGGUCAUACCUAAACGAAGUUUCGAUAAGGAUUACAUCUAUGUCACUGGUCGCGACAAAAAUAAAUGUUAUUCCAAUGUUGGUCGACAAGGUGGAGUUCAAAUAAUAAAUCUGUGUCCUAUGGGAUGUCUAUCUUAUAAAAUCAUCAUUCACGAAUUUUUGCAUGCAAUCGGAUUUCAUCACGAACACAAUAAUAUAAAUCGCGAUAAAUAUAUACAAAUAUUAUGGAAUAACAUGGAGGCUGUAAAUUUCCACAAUUUUUACAAAUAUGAUUUUUUAACAAAUUUUGGAUUACCCUACGAUUACGGUAGUAUAAUGCACUACUAUGAAACAGCGUUCAGUAAAAACGGCCUACCAACGAUAGUACCAUAUGAUCCUAAAUGGAAAGGGCGCGUAGGAAUGUCACAGGCAAUGACACAAACUGAUAUAGCUAAGGUCAAUGCUAUGUAUGGUUGUAAAAUAUAA
Molecule: messenger RNA, 762 nt
Organism: Onthophagus taurus
Lineage: Eukaryota; Metazoa; Arthropoda; Insecta; Coleoptera; Scarabaeidae
Product: zinc metalloproteinase nas-8-like
Biological process (GO): proteolysis
Molecular function (GO): metalloendopeptidase activity; zinc ion binding
Source: RefSeq, a predicted model, not a curated record